Chrysochloris asiatica (Cape golden mole) is the source of this 1764-nucleotide messenger RNA. It is a transcript of the gene GTPBP2, whose product is annotated as GTP binding protein 2. Gene Ontology annotation, molecular function: GTP binding; GTPase activity; translation elongation factor activity. The transcript is spliced from 12 exons. The record is from RefSeq and is a predicted model, not a curated record. Bases 220 to 1764 code for a protein of 514 amino acids. Gene Ontology annotation, biological process: translational elongation. NCBI's taxonomy places the organism in Eukaryota, Metazoa, Chordata, Mammalia, Afrosoricida, Chrysochloridae.
GGAGGGGGCCCGGCCGUGGGCGGAACCCUCAAGGCUAGAGGGGCCGGCGGCUGCAGCGGCUGUGGGGGCCCGAAGGGGAAAAAGAAGAACGGAAGGAACAGAGGAGGGAAAGCCAACAACCCCCCAUACCUGCCCCCCGAGGCUGAAGAUGGAAACAUCGAAUAUAAACUGAAGCUGGUGAAUCCAUCCCAGUACCGCUUUGAGCAUCUGGUGACACAGAUGAAGUGGCGGCUCCAGGAGGGGCGUGGUGAGGCUGUCUACCAGAUUGGGGUGGAGGACAAUGGGCUCCUGGUGGGGCUGGCUGAGGAGGAGAUGCGGGCCUCCCUCAAGACUCUACACCGGAUGGCAGAGAAGGUCGGGGCAGAUAUCACUGUUCUCCGUGAGCGAGAAGUGGACUAUGAUAGCGACAUGCCCCGGAAGAUCACUGAAGUGCUGGUACGAAAGGUUCCUGACAACCAACAGUUCCUAGACCUCCGUGUGGCUGUCCUAGGGAAUGUGGACUCAGGGAAAUCAACUCUUCUUGGAGUCCUGACCCAGGGAGAGCUGGACAAUGGACGGGGCCGGGCCCGGCUCAACCUUUUCCGCCACCUGCAUGAGAUUCAGUCUGGUCGAACCUCCAGCAUCAGCUUCGAGAUCCUGGGCUUUAACAGCAAGGGAGAGGUGGUGAAUUACAGUGACUCACGGACAGCAGAAGAGAUCUGUGAGAGCAGUUCCAAGAUGAUCACCUUCAUCGACCUAGCAGGCCACCACAAGUACCUGCACACCACCAUCUUUGGGCUCACCUCGUAUUGCCCCGACUGUGCCCUCCUCCUUGUCAGUGCCAACACUGGGAUUGCUGGUACCACACGGGAACAUCUGGGACUAGCCCUGGCCCUGAAAGUGCCCUUCUUCAUCGUGGUCAGCAAGGUGGAUCUCUGUGCCAAGACCACAGUGGAGAGGACGGUACGCCAGCUGGAGCGGGUCCUCAAACAGCCUGGCUGCCACAAGGUCCCUAUGCUGGUCACCUCUGAGGAUGAUGCUGUCACUGCUGCCCAACAAUUUGCUCAGUCACCCAAUGUCACCCCUAUCUUCACACUGUCCAGCGUGUCUGGAGAAAGUCUAGACCUGCUCAAAGUCUUUCUGAAUAUCCUGCCACCACUCACCAACAGCAAAGAGCAAGAGGAACUCAUGCAGCAACUGACCGAGUUCCAGGUGGAUGAAAUCUACACAGUACCAGAAGUGGGGACUGUUGUUGGAGGGACACUUUCCAGUGGGAUUUGCCGCGAGGGGGACCAGCUGGUGGUGGGCCCCACAGAUGAUGGCCGCUUCCUGGAGCUGAGAGUAUGCAGCAUUCAGCGCAACCGAUCUGCCUGUCGUGUGCUUCGAGCUGGUCAGGCUGCUACAUUGGCCCUUGGGGACUUUGACCGUGCACUGCUUCGCAAGGGCAUGGUGAUGGUGAGCCCCGAGAUGAAUCCCACCAUCUGCUCAGUGUUCGAAGCAGAGAUAGUCCUACUGUUCCAUGCUACCACCUUCCGGCGGGGUUUCCAGGUGACAGUACACGUUGGCAAUGUACGUCAGACAGCAGUGGUGGAAAAGAUCCAUGCCAAGGACAAGCUGCGGACAGGGGAGAAGGCAGUGGUACGUUUCCGCUUCCUGAAACACCCAGAGUACCUGAAGGUGGGCGCCAAGAUGCUGUUCCGGGAGGGUGUCACCAAGGGCAUUGGCCAUGUCACUGAUGUGCAAGCCAUUGCAGCAGGAGAGGCCCAGGCCAACAUGGGCUUCUGA